UCAAAUAGGUAAGCAAUGGAAGCACUGGAAGUGGAUGACAUCAGUCCGGCGCUAGAGGUCACAGAGGAUUUCUUCAACUCUUUUGAAAAACUAGAGCAUGGUAACCAUCAGCCUGAGGUCUUUGGGAUUCAUGAAGCUCCUGAACUGUUAGGAAAUGAUCUAUCCAGUAAAAUCCAGCAGCAAGUUGAUGGACAAAAUGCAAACACCUCAAAGCGUAGCAUUAUUUGGGAGCGGUGUAAGAGCAGUCUCUUUGAUGCCAAAGCAAAGAAUGGGAUCCAUGCCAAAGAGCACUUUUCAUCAGCUAGGAGAACAUUUCCUGAUGUACCUUUGUCGGAGGGACAGGAAAAAGACGCUUCUACCUACAACUUCUUCAGUGCAUGUCACCGUAGACGUGACAGGCCUCAGUCGAUUAAUGACACGGUAGGCCUUGCUGAAGACUCUACAAAAUUUAGACCAGGACACAACAGGUCGCGUUCUGAUGUUAGUCAUAUAGACUGGACAAAUAUACGCAAGCCAGCACCUUUGCAACGCUCAUCAAGCCAAGGGAUACACUUCACCAGAGACAUUGAAGGAAAUACUGAACACAUGUUGCCAAAUAUUUUCAAGAAGGGUUUCCUGGAGACUCGAAAAACUCAAGAGAGCUUUUGGAAAAAUUGUUAUGCUGAGAUAUCUCAAUACAAACUGCACAUCUAUGGUACUGAUAGCAGCGGUAAUCACAAUGCCAUCACUGCUUAUCCUCUUGCUAAUAUAGAAAGCAUCACCAUUACUGGAAGCCAUGAAACCAAACUAGUUGAAGUAUUAAUGUCAGAUAACAGUCAGCUGCAACUGAAAGCAGAUUCUGCAUGGGAAGCAUUGGACUGGGGACAGAAGCUAUGGGAAGGAGUACGUGCCUUGACUUUAGUUUCAGAUUAUAUAAGCAAUCAGCAUGAUGUCAUGACAAGGUCUAAAAAUGUAGCUGAUAAUAACUGUGACUACUUGGAAAAUCAAGCCUUGUCAAACAAGCUCACAGAGCUUUCAAGAUCCAUGAACUUGACCAAUGGCCAUCACAAAAACACCUUGAAAACAGGGACCCUUUAUCGCUUAACAAUCCAUAAUAACUGGAAGGCAUUCACUUUUGUUCUUUCCAGUUCACAUCUAACAGCAUAUCAAUCUAGUUUGCUGGAUGAGGAUCCCUUACUUAGUUAUAAUGUCAAUGUUUGUGUAUCUGUCCAGAUGGACACUCUUGAUGGGUAUGAUUCUUGUUUUCAAGUCAUUUUUCCACAAGAUGUUCUUCGGCUACGAACUGAAACCCGUCAGAAAGCCCAAGAGUGGAUGGAUGCUAUUAUAUCUGCUGCUAAUGCUGCUCGACAAGAAGAUCAGCAUCUGCUUGUGCCUCUUAGGAACAACCCCAAAGAACAUCCAUCACUUAGGGAGCUGCAGAGGAGCAAACGCCAGUCUGUAACCUCAAGUUUCCUUGGUAUCUUGACAACAUUGGCUUUGGAGAAAGGUCUCACUGCCCAAAGCUUCAAGUGUGCAGGUUGUCAGAGACCAAUAGGUCUUUCCAAUGGGAAAGCAAAAGUAUGCAGUUAUAGCGGCUGGUACUACUGUAGUACCUGUCAUGUGGACGAUGGCUUCAUUAUACCUGCCCGUCUUGUUCACAAUUGGGACACUUCCAAACACAAGGUGUCCAAGCAGGCAAAGGAGUUCUUGGAAUAUGUCUUUGAAGAGCCAUUGAUUGACGUGCAGCAGGAGAACCCACUGCUCUACAGGCAUGUUGAUGCACUGGCACAAGUUGUGCGCUUGAGACAGCAGUUGAAGUCACUCCGGGCUUAUCUUUUUAGUUGCCGAGCAGUGGUGGCUGAAGACCUGCGUAGAAGAAUUUUUCCCCGGGAAUAUCUUUUUCAACAGAUUCACCUAUACUCUCUAGCAGACCUGCAACAGGUUGUUGAAGGCAAGUUGGCGCCCUUUCUCAUGAAGGUGAUCAAGUUUGCCACAUCCCAUGUGUACAGCUGCAGUCUGUGUAGUCAGAAAGGCUUCAUCUGUGAAAUAUGCAACAAUGGGGAGAUUCUGUACCCCUUUGAAGAGAACUCUACAAGCAGGUGUGAGAAUUGUGGCGCUGUCUUCCACACUGACUGCAAAGUGAAAACUGUCCCUUGCCCAAGAUGUGUGCGCAAGGAGCUACAGAAGAAACAGAAAUCAUUCUGGAAAAGGCUGAAUGUGGAUGACAGCUUGGAAGAGUCGUGCAAUAUGUUUGAGCUGACUUACCAGAGCACGUGACCAGCGCAGUCCUAUGUCAUUGCAGUUGUUUUCCCUGCUGCUAGCAAAGCCAGUGUCCCAAGUAGAAAUCACUUAGGAAGUAAUAGUUGGUACUUGGUAACAUGUUGCAAAAGGAAGCCCUAAGCUAGCUAUUAGUUUUCUCUUUAGCUUUCUCUGUAAUCAAUGUUCUAAUUACUAUAAUGGCACUUUUACCUUACCCCAGCUCUAA
Molecule: messenger RNA, 2464 nt
Organism: Nanorana parkeri
Lineage: Eukaryota; Metazoa; Chordata; Amphibia; Anura; Dicroglossidae
Gene: PLEKHM3
Product: pleckstrin homology domain containing M3
Exons: 7
Coding region: 16-2256 (746 amino acids)
Source: RefSeq, a predicted model, not a curated record